Molecule: messenger RNA, 6364 nt
Organism: Doryrhamphus excisus (bluestripe pipefish)
Lineage: Eukaryota; Metazoa; Chordata; Actinopteri; Syngnathiformes; Syngnathidae
Source: RefSeq, a predicted model, not a curated record
GGACGGUGAGGAGGAGGAGGAGGAGGAGGAGGAGGAGAAGAAAGUGGCGAGGAAGCACAGCUGAGAGAGGACAAGUUGCCUCGUCGUCCUAAAACGUCUUUAGCUGCUGCUAUCAGCACGUAGCAGACACACACACACACACACACAAUGUUUACAACACACAGGCCCAGGACCUCCUUGGCAGUCAGAGAUGGAACUUCUGAGCUGAGGAAGUGUUGGACGUGGGACUAACUUCUUCUUCUUCUUCUUGUUGUUGAUGCACACAGGAUGUCGGUGAAGCUGCGAUUUGACUCUCCCGGAAGUUCAAUCCAGCGGAGUCGCUCCUUCACUGGAUUCGGCUCUCUGACAGGACAACGGCGGCAUUCCUCUGCUCGGAAUUCACUGCGCUCCAAAGUCGUGUCUGGAGGAAAAACUCCAAGAGCCCCUUUGUCUUCCAGGAGAGGAUUUGGAUCCGCCUUGUCCCUGCAGCCAGAAGAGGUGGACCGGGUCUUUCAGGCGCUACGCAAAGGCCUCAGAGAGCAUGUGCAGCGCCACCAGGCUGAGAUGGACUUCCUGUCCUCACGCCAGCGAGAGAGUAAAAGAAACUCCAGACUGGCCUUCCUGUACGACCUGGACAAGGAGAUACGAGCACAGGAGAGACAUGUACGAAGACUGGAAUUCCAAAUCAGCAAGGUGGAAGAACUCUACGAGAACUACUGCGUCCAGUGGCGCCUGUGUCAGGGAGUGGUCAACAUGAAACAAGCUUUCUCGCUCUCGCCGUCCUCCAGAGCAUCCAGGGAGAGUCUUUUGGAGCUGGGCCGCAACCACAGACACAGCAUGCAGGACAUGUCGGCCAUGGAGGGUGAGCUGGAGGUCCUCCUGGGAGAACUGCAUGUGAAAAUGAAAGGUCUCAUCGGCUUUGCUCGACUCUGUCCCGGAGACCAGUAUGAGGUGCUGCUGCAGUUGGGUCGUCAGCGCUGGAGGAUCCGAGGCAGGAUUGAAAGUGACGAUGUCCAGUCUUGGGAUGAAGAGGAGAUGGUCUUCCUCCCGCAUAUUAACCACAACUUUGAGAUCAAGGUGUCGGAAGCCAAGGGUUUGGGCUGGCUUCUGGUUGGCACGGUAACCUGCGCCAGUGCUCACUUCUUUGUAGCCAGUCCUCAGCUGAUGCUGGUGGACAUCACCGAGCUGGGAACCAUCAAGCUGCAGAUGGAGGUCACCUGGAAUCCGCUGGACAGCGCAGAGAGGGCGGGUCCUUUGUCCAUCAGCAAACAGUGGGGGUCCAGCAGGAAGACUUCUGUGCACAGCUGGACCGCACCGAGCACCCCCUCCUUUUCUGAAAAGUACUUCCUGUCUAUGGUCCGUGAGCUGCAGGAUGGGGGUGCUUCUGUCCCGUUCCACGUACCCAAGAGAGACAGGGGAGACGUGUCCCUGCUGAGCUACCUGUCCCAGUCAUCCAUCACGUCGAACCUCAGCCAACCAAGUCCAGCCCCCCUCAGCCGGGACACCAGUCUGAGGGGGAGCCGGACCCAUGUGUCCCUUGGGGAGGAGGGGGAGGACACCAUGGAGAGGAGGAGGCUGAGCGAGGAGGAAGAGGCGUGGGAGGAGGUGUAUGCCGCUAAGUGUAAACCAUCUUCCGUGACGGACCUGCAGAGGUGUGGCACCCCUGACAUCCUCAAAGCCAGCACAGAUCCACAAUCUGAGACUCAGGGGGUGGAGCCACGUCAGGAUACCAUCAGUGAGCAGGACGCUUCCCCUGACUCACCCCAGGCUGCCACACACCCCUCAGCGAGUGGAAUUCAAGAGCAGGCGCUACGACUGGGAAUGCUGAUCGUGGACCUGGAGACAACCUUGCAGAACCAGAGCAGCUAUGACAAGGAGCUGCGGGUCCUGAAUCAGCAGAUAGUCCACUUAUCCACCAUACUGCGGAAUGACCUAUCCCUGAUGAGAAACUCAUCAUCAGAAGACACCUUGGCUGUUGAGGAAGUUCUCUGCAGCUUUGACUUCCUGUCACAUGAUGUCAACGUGGACGAGGAGGCUUCCGGGUGAGUUAGCGUGCAGAAGGUAUGAAAAAACACCAGCGAUGCAGCCAGAAGAAACCUUCUUUUCCCCCAAAAUAGUGUUACUUCUCUAAGAAGAACCUGUGAGGAGGAGCUUUUCGUUGCUCCUUUGACUAGUGGGAACUGUGGUCUGGAUCAGGCUCUGGAGAUUCACCUGAACACUUGCUGCAUCUUACUUCAGACGCUCCAGAGGAGCCACUUGAGUGCCGCUCGGAGAGAUCUGCUGGAGGACGUGUCUCUCCAGGCCGACAUCGUGCAGCGAAUCAGCUGUUUGCUGCUGGAGAAGAAAAAUGAUGUCUCAACAAGGGAGCUCCUGCAGGAGGCUCCAAAGGAGGUGCUGCUUUUCUGGGAAGACUGUCUGAGCGACGUCGCCUCACCAUUCUGCUGCCGCUCCGAUGACUUUGUCACAGCACUGAAGAGGAACUACUCUCACAAGGUCAAGGCCAAGGUCAAGGCCAAGCAGCCAGGACACUCUGAAAGAGUUUUCAGUGGGCUGGUGCAGGAGGUGCAGGCGGCCAGCAGGGCGGCGUUGUGGCCUCCUCUGCCGCCAUGCAGCCCAGACAAGGUCAGCGUCUUCCAGCUGUCACUUUACAUGCGACGCUGCAACAUCCGCACGCUGGGAGAACACGUGACCCGCCUCUCUAAGGAAGAGUACUUCCUGUGCGCCAUGCGGGAACCCAAACGGAGUCGAGCUUUAAAUAGGAUGAAGAUGCAGGGCAUUGCGGAGCUCCUCCCACUGGGACUCACGCUGCAGACGCUUGCAGGGCUGCAGCUGGACGCCAACCACAAAGUGUGCAAAGCCGCCGCCGACUUCCUGCGACGAGCAGGCGGGUGCAGCGCCUUUCGUUCCAAGGCGGUGGUUUACUACACCGAGAGUUUGAGGAGCACCGACGUUCAAAUCCAGCAAAGUUCCUGUUUGGCGCUUAAAUGUUUGAUGGCAACCGAGAGCGUGGACUAUAUCGCGGAGCUGUGGCGCUCAGCUGAUGAUAACGUCCGCAGCGCCGCCAAGGAGGCGGUCUUGUCUUUUGGUGGCAAAGGUCACGAGGCCUUCCAGAGGAUGGAGCAUCUGGACAUGUUAAUGCAAGAGGAGUUCUACCAGAACCUGGAGACUGAGAUCACCGUCCUAUAGGAAAAACUUUCACGUGUCCCACGGGGGUCCCGUGCCCCUCUGGCAUGCAUUGUAUUUCUAUAGCAUUAUUUGAUUUUUUGGAAGUAUAUACGGAAGGGAGGCUGUAUAGGAACAAACUGCACAACCUACGCAUGUGGAGAAAAAAAUGUGUGAGAUGGUUGCCGAAGCGACAUCGCCUCUACUCCAUUCAUUUUCAAUGGAACCUGCGCGUCCAGCCAAGCAACACUCAAAAUUUGACUUCAUGCGUCACGAGUCAUGACGCAAUACCAGAAAGUAGAAAAAUUAUCAACUUUUCAUCGGUGUCGCCCAGUUGACAUGCAGUCAAUAUUCCGGUUUCUGAAAUAAUAUUCAAUGCUUCCGGUCAAAGACCCAAGAUUUUCUUUCGAAAUGGAACAUUCACACUCACAGUAAUACCUAUGGACAAUUUGGAGUCGGCAAUUAACCUAGCAUGUUUUUGGAAUGUGGGAGGAAACCGGAGUACCUGCAGAAAACCCACGCAUGCACGGGGAGAACACAGAGAACUCCACACAGAGAUGGCCCAGGGUGGGGAAAGACAAAAUAAGAAGCCAAAAAGUUACCACUUCCACACAAAAUAGGAGGAGAACUCAUUCAUUUUCUAUUGCUUAUCCUCACAAGGGUUGCGGGGGUGCUAUAGCCUAUCCCAGCUGUCUUCGGGCGUGAGGCGGGGUACACCCUGGACUGGUCGCCAGCCAAUCACAGGGCACAUAUAGACAAACAACCAUUCACACUCACAUUCAUACCUAUGGACAAUUUGGAGUCGCCAAUUAACCUAGCAUGUUUUUGGAAUGUGGGAGGAAACCGGAGUACCCGGAGAAAACCCACACAUGCACGGGGAGAACAUGCAAACUCCACACAGAGAUGGCCGAGGGUGGAAUUGAACCCGGGUCUCCUAGCUGUGAGGUCUGAGCGCUAACCACUAGACUGCCGUGUCUAGCUUCAUCCAUGUUCACGAAACAAUCCCGUGUGUGUUUGACAGAUUAGCAUAUUUUUAUCUUGCUGGCUGGGAACCACCAACUCCAACCACUUCUGCCUGAUCCUUACCUGUGAAAGAAAUAUCCCUUUAAGAUUCCUAUGUGGGUGCUUAGAAAAGCUAAACACAUUUAGCUAUCCCUUACACCCUUCCUGGGAGACAUUGCUAACACUGUAAGCAGGGCGAGGCCUACAGCAUCUGGGCAUACCCAUAUAAGGAGGUCCGGAUUGAAUUCAUGUCAGAUGAAUUUUUUGUUAGAAAAAAAGCCACUGUGCAGAGCCAUCCGAAACGUCUUUCAGAGCUCAAUUCCAAAUGUGCAAACCUUAUUAUCGGACACUUUUGCACCGUUUAACACGUGAAUGCAACAUUAACAAUCAGAAAAGUGAAAAUAGCUAAUAGCUAUUAUUGGUGUUACGUGCAUCGUCAAUAGCUAGCGUCAUCAGGUAGUGUUUGCUCAAAGGCUAACAUUUAAAAUUUUCCAUUUUUCUUUGAAAAAAAUGAAAGGUUUUGUUACCAUGGUAACUUGAGGCAGAGGACCCACACAUAGUGAGGUGGAUUUUAAAUGACAUUUAAAAAAUAUCAGCUUUAAACAUUUCCUGUUUUAAUGCUGUCCCCACAGCUCCAUCUGCUGGUGCGGAUCUGCAACAGCAUUGUCUUUCAUCCAUUUGUUUUUUGUAAAGUGAUGCAGACAUCUAUUAUUUUUUCAUAAAAGGUCUUCUUCCCUACUAAAACUGUUGGUCUGGUGAUGUCUGAUGAAAAACACUACAGCUGGUGAGGGAAAGAAACUUUAUUUAAAUUAAAAAGCCGCAAAGCACACACGGACAGCUCAACACGAGACUAAAAAGAAACAAGUUUGUGUCUUCUUUUGGUGGAAAGUUGAUUAAAAAGCUUGACAUGGCGGAGUGAAAGAGGAGGAUUGUCCUGUGAGAAGAAUUGAGUAGAGACGAGAAAUCGUGGUGGUCACAUGUGCUUCACAAAUAUGUCCGUUGUUUGCUUGCCCCCCACCAAGUUCAAGUGUCUUUACAGCAUGGCCCGCAACUCUGCCCUCCAAAAACGUGGGUCGAUGCUCCUCCGCCAACAUAGUCCAUCCAGCAUGGCGGCAACAACACCAUCCCACCCUCUCUAGGUGCCAACGAUGGCCGGGUCGUGGGCGGUGUGCGGCAGGGCGGCGUCCUGGCAGUGGUACAGGAAGCAGUUGCCCCAGCAGCUGUAGCAAAUGAGGAAGAGGGCGGCGAGGAAGACCAAGGCACAGAUGGUGCAGGGCUUCCUCUCCAGCAGAAAGCUGAGCAGGUAGAAGCCCAUGAACAUGGAGUGGUUGAACCACAGCGCUGGGUUCAGCGGUUUGGGGAUGAGCAGCACGGGCAGCAACCACUGCAGGCAAUACAUGAUGGCGCCAGAGGGGACGUCUCAGCGGAGGCUCGCGCUCGCCAGGAAGUGGAAGAAGACGUCGAGAGUCGUUGAGGUCAGCUCAUCCCUGCAGAGACACAUCAGUUUGAAGAAACUACCAUAUCUUACUUAUUGCGUGGAAAUAUGGGCUAAUAACUAUAAAAGCAAUCUUCACUCGCUAAAUGUACUGCAAAAAAGGUCAGUAAGGAUAAUUCAUAAUGCCGCCUACAGAGAACAUACUAACUCCUUAUUUCUAAAAUCACAAAUACUUCAACUUGCUGAUAUGGUUCAUAUUCAAACUGCUAAAAUAAUUUAUAAAUAACAAAAAAUAACCAAUUAGCUAAAAAUGUCAUCCAAUACUUUUGAAAUAUGAUCUCAGGGAAGAAGUACAUUUGAAACACUUAUAUGCUAGGGCUACGUUAAAAAGCCAUAGCAUUUCAGUAUGUGGAAUCAAACUAUGGAAUGGAUUGAGUAAGGAAAUCAAACAAUGCACAACGAUGAGCCAAUUCAAGAAACAAUACAAGCAGUUGAUGUUUGCUAAAUACAAGGAUGAAGAGUCUUGAACCAGUCAUGAUGUGCUGUAUAUAUCACUAUAUUGACACUUACUAUGGUACCCAUUAUGUCAUUGGAUGCUGAUAUCACCUCGUACGAGGUACAUUAUUAAAAAAAAACUAUUAUGGAAAGCAGGAAGUGAACAAAUGUAACAGUUACUGAUUGUAAAAGUACCAGAUGGAGGGGUAGGAUUUAAUAAGCUUUGCUUCUUCCUACUCCUUUUGGACAUGUGGAACUGGGAACCGAUUAUGGGAUGCACUCAAUUGUAAU